AUGGAUAUUCUAUUUAAACGAGCAUGCAAUCUUCGUUCAAUUACAAUAGAUUGCGAUGAUUCUGAGAGAAUGAAGUUAAUAACUCUAAACGCUAUCUGUUUGAAAUUACCACGUCAUAUUAAACGUCUUGAUACUGAUAUCACGUAUGUGAAUGAUGCAAAAAUAAUAUUGAAGCGAGCCGAAAAUUUAUCAAGUGUCACGUUUAGAUAUUGUGACCCAAGUACAUUCAGCGACGAGAUCUUUAAAUGGCUCUCACAAAUGGAAAGAAAUGUGAAUUCUAAGGUAAAGUCGAACAUAUUAAUUCAUCCCGACGGUUAUGAUGACAUCAGUAACCCAGUCUAUUUGUGGCUUGGCGAGAGCCUGAAUAAGUUACCGAACACAUCCAAUAGUCACAAACGUAUCAAGCGAACUCAUCACUAUCCAUAUUCAUGAUUUAUUCGUUUCGACAAACAUGGUUUUAAAUCUUUAUUUACAUAUUAUAAUCAAUUCAUUGCGCAGCGCAAGUGAUCUUCAAAUAAAACUCGAAAUAUUUUUAAUUAUAAUAAUUUUUCAUUAAAAAAAUAUAUUCACGUAUGUUUUCUCUUCAUGUAUAUGUACAUUCAACAACGUUUUUUACGCCUUAUUAAUCCAUAUGUUACGACUGUGACGAUUUUAGAUAGAAGAAGAGCUAGCGCUGAUGGAACUACGCUUUAUUGUAUUUCUUCCUAUUAAGAAUCGCAUCGUUUACAUACAAAGCAUACGCUUAUAUACUCGUCCAUAGAAGAAAAGGAGAUAACAGGAAAGGAAAGGACAGUAAGGACAGAAUAUAAGUGCUAUAUGAUAGGGACAACGUACAACACGAUGUACUAAGUAAGGACAGAAAACCAAGGACAAUAAAUAAGAUAACAACAUAAUAAGCGUAUUAUAACACAAUAGAAAGUAUUUCAUUGAGUUGUUACACUCCCGGAUAAGGUUUGGACACUCUCCACAUACAUUGUCACAACGACUUAUUAUUUAGGACAUUUUUAUUGUUAAAUAAGCACAAGUAAUUUAUAAAUACUUAAUCAAUUUGAUUUUGUUUUAGUUAAAAAAAAAUAAUUUUCUUCCAAUAAAAUUUCUACCGAAAAAUUCAUUCUUAUUAUUCGUAAAGAAGCAACUAAUUUACGAAAUUUCGUUGAAUUUUUUUUCAAUAGGAAGAUAUAUCAAUUAUAUGAAGAAUUUCUCGUAAGAAAAUAUUCAAGUAAAUCAGCAAUAUAAUAAAAACAAAUAUUUCAAAAGGAUUGGUUUCAUGAGAACUUGAUGAUAUUUUCUACAAUUUAAAAACUUUAAAUCAAUAAGAUUAUCAAACAGUUUAAUUCAAAUAUUGAUUAUAAUUAAUGUUCAUGAUAAAUAAUAUAAUAUAUUGAAAAUAGGAUUAAUUAACAGAUUAAUAUCAGAUUAAGAUAUUCACGUUCUUAGAUUUAGCAUAGUUCAAUCUGAAAAAGUUUCUUCAGAAUCUUACUAAUUUUCAAAUUUUGUCAUGUUUGUUAUACUGAUUAGCUAAUGAAUUGAAGCCAAACUGAAAUUCGAUGACAAAUGUUAUUUAAAAGAACCAAAAUUGAUUCUCAAAAUAAGACGUUUAUUGCCGAAUCAACAACUAAAGAGAUAAUAAACGGUCGAGAUAUGAAAAUUAAGAUAAACAAAAAGAUUAUUUCUUCGAUUGAACUAUGGUUUUCGAAAUUUAAUUAAAAAAUUGUUCGGAUCAUUUAUUCACCGAGAAUGAAUUUCUAUUGAAAGCAUUUGUUUUCGUUUUUUGUUUUAAUUUUAAUCUCUUUACAACUUGGGUGUGAGCGUGUUCGAAAAUAAUAUACCAACACCCACCCACACUCACACCUACAUCCACACCCACACCCACACACGCACACCCACCCGCCCACCCACACCCACCCACACCCACCCACACUCACCCAUACCAACACCCCACACUCUACACCCACACCCACGCCGUGACAGAGAAUCCAGGCACCCGUCGCAGAUCGUGACAGAGAAAUUGUAGUUGUAAAGCAUCAGAUAAACGGUUAGCUACAAAGGUAUUGCAACAUAGUGGAACGAAAGGAUUUCCAUUGAAUUAGUAAUAGUAGAGCCAUUGUGUUUCACAUUUUUAAUCCCG
Molecule: messenger RNA, 2128 nt
Organism: Rotaria sp. Silwood1
Lineage: Eukaryota; Metazoa; Rotifera; Eurotatoria; Philodinida; Philodinidae
Source: the annotation of a GenBank genome assembly